Molecule: messenger RNA, 2733 nt
Organism: Daktulosphaira vitifoliae (grape phylloxera)
Lineage: Eukaryota; Metazoa; Arthropoda; Insecta; Hemiptera; Phylloxeridae
Product: mitochondrial inner membrane protease ATP23 homolog
Exons: 5
Coding region: 1879-2622 (247 amino acids)
Biological process (GO): mitochondrial protein processing; mitochondrial proton-transporting ATP synthase complex assembly
Cellular component (GO): extrinsic component of mitochondrial inner membrane
Molecular function (GO): metalloendopeptidase activity
Source: RefSeq, a predicted model, not a curated record
UAGUAUUUGAAUUUAUUAAAAAUAAUUUAAUUUCACACCCUAAGUUGUUUUAGGUAGAAAAAACAAAAAUUUGUGGAAUCAAUGUUUUAUAAAGUAGUUAUUAUAAAUUACUUCAAAUUUUUCUAGAAAAGUUACACCGGCACACAAAAAAAAAAGUUGUCUGUACUUUUGACUGGACCCACCUGUGAACAUUGUAUCCUAUAAAAUUUGCAUCCCACAAGAGUUCUAAUUUGAGAUCCAUUAAAAAUUCCUUAUGAUUGCUUGUGCCUGCAACUAGGGCACCUCCACGUGGUGAUGGUUGUCAACAGAACCAUCUGGCAGAGUCCCUGGAUUAACAGCAGUGUGCCGUCAUGACAGGUACAAGUGAUAAGUACUUUACGAUGCAGGGAACUGUAAACCCCGUAUCAACGUCUGAUCAGGGUGAGAAAGUAGGCCUUGUCUUGUGAGAAACUCGCCACAAACGUAACGAAAUGAAUCAGGACUUUUAUUACAAAGAUUGUAAUAGUAUACUCUCUAGUAGCCAAGUUUCCCACUACUGAAGAGCUGCAGUCGCUUGAUGACGACGACUGCGGGCCUACUUUCUUUGCUUUGUUAAGUCAUUAAUAAUAGUGUUAAAUAGAUUUUUUCUCAUAUUUAUAACUGCAAUUUUCCAGAUUUUUUUAACAUUUUAAAACAUUAAUGGGUCAAUAAAACUUCAAAUUCAGUAGAACAAAAUACAUAAAAACCAUACUCAAUCUGAAUCAAAAAAAUUUUUUUUAUCUUUUUCGAGUUUUCAUGAUUUAUUGCAAUUUUUUUAAAAUUUUGACGGCUCCACGGGCUAAUUGACAUUCAGAUUUAGUAAAUUGAUAUACAUAAAAAUCAUACUUGAUCUGAGUCCACAAAAAUGUUUUCAUCGCUGUGAUUGCAGUUUUUCAUAAAUUUUUGGGUUUUUUGCAUUUUACUCAAAUCUGGAGGGUGACCGGACCAAACGGAUAUCAAAUUCAGAUUCAACAGGUCGAAAUAGAUGUCCAAAGGGGGGGGGGGUCCGGUCAAAAGUACAGACAACUUUUUUUUUUAUUUGUGCUGGUGUUAUCAUUGAGUAUACAAAAAACAAAUUUCAAAUUAUGUUGUUAUAACGAUAACAAAUUAGAAUGUUUUAAAUUAAACAAAAGCAUCUUCAUACUAUAAAACAAAUUUUUUACUUUUUUUAUAUUAAAAAUAAAUGAAAGAAAGGAAAAAGAUAGAACCAAAUUGAUGGUCACUUCUAUUGAACUAUUCUAGUCUAAAACUAUCCAUGUAUCCUGUUGUUUUCAAAAAUUAUAGACAAAAACAAAUGUUAUUCGAUAAUAUUUUGGUAUCGAACUAUUGAUUAUGACUGACGAAUGUUAUCAACCAUUCAGCAUAUUAUGUGAAUUAAAACAACUAAAUGAAACAAUAAAUAAAUUAUUUGACUGACUAAAUAUUUUCGAACUAUUAAGUAAAAUAUAGUUGAGUUUUUUUUUAACUAAGACCGAACAUAGUCGUGCAAAUUUCAUUCCGUAGUAUUUAUUUGAUUGAAAAAUUUAACCAGUAAUUUUAAUUUGAAUGUAAACUUUCGAAUAAUUCACUCGGAAGUUCGAUAGUCAAAAACUAGUUGUUGGAUAAUAACAAUUGAAUGAUUAUUUGAUAUAUCUGGUAAUCAAAAUAUUUGAUAAUGUCCGUCUCUACCAGCAAUACUGGUUAUCACUGAUAACAAAUACGCCGGGAUGAAACUUAUCUAAAAUAAAUUAGGAAUUUUAAUAAUUCUGAAAAUUAAACUUGAUUUGUUAUUUAAUUGUAACUUAUGUUAACGAAUUUAAAACUUAAAGUCUUUAUUUUUGCUAGGUUUUUAUUAGUAUAUAUUAUUUAUUUUUCUUCACAAUGAAUCAAGAAGGUAAAAAUAGUAAUCGACAAUCAUCAAAAACAGAUAAUUACGAUGGUUGGGGUUUUGAUUUAUUCCCUGAGAGGAGAGGUAAUUUUAAGCCGACUGUCAAAAAUGUUUUAUUUGAAGGACGAGGAAAUGAAAAUUUCGAAAAAAUUAAAUGUGAAGGAAAAGUUAAAUAUUGCAUAAAUAAUAGUCCUUUAGUCAAAGUAAUGUUUGGUGCUUUAAAGAAAGCAGGCUGUGAAGUAAACCCAUCAAGGCAUAUAGCAUGUGAACUUUGUGAUACGACUGUUCAUGGUGGCUAUGAUCCAAUAAUGAAUCAAGUGGUUAUAUGCCAAAACACAGCAACAUCUAAAGGAACAAUUCAAGGUGUACUUACUCAUGAACUUAUACACAUGUUUGAUAGUUGUACACGCAAAUUAGACUUUCGAAAUAUUGAGCAUUUAGCAUGUACUGAAAUAAGAGCUGCAAAUUUAACACAUUGUGGAAUUUUUUCAUCAAUGUUAGAAGGUCAUUCAUCUGUUUUUAACUUUAAGAAAAAACAUCAAGACUGUGUUAAACACAAAGCUACAGUAUCUGUGUUAGCUGUUAGAGAUGUAACAUUAGAAGAAGCAAAAGCAGCUGUUGAAAAAGUUUUUGACAAGUGUUAUGCAGAUUUAGAACCCAUUGGGCGUAGAGUUAAAGGAAGAAGAAUUGAUUAUGAUUUAGCUUACGCAGAAGCUUUUAUGAUGGGUUACGAUUAAUUAUAUUAUUAUAAUGAAAACUAUUUGAAUUAGGAAUAUUAAAUAAAUUUUAGAAUAGUUUAUAUUAUGAAUUUUGUUAUUAACUAAUAUAAUUUAGUUUAAAUUUUUUAA